AGUUUUACACAAUCAUGGGCACUUUUAAAGGCACACCAUUUGCAAAAACUCCAUAAAUUGAAACCACACGCGCCGCCGCAGCGCGUAGAAACAGAAAAUUAAUUUUACUGAAAACCAAGAAAUAAGCUGAAGAAAGAAAAAGAAAAAGAAAAAGAGAAAUUAAUAAACAUUAUUAGCUUAGCACUAUCAAAACAAGCGCCCACCCAACACAGACACUCUGCUUAGUUCAUAGUUAAGUUUAAGUUCCUUAAAAAAAAUUUCUUUUAGAGAGAGAAAAUAAAAGAAAGUUGAGAGAGAAACAGGAGAAAGAAUUCUGGUCCGUACCUUCUUUAUUGCACAUUUUCUUGCUUUUCUUUUUCUCUUCUGCUACUUGCUUUCUUUCAGGUCUUUCUACAGAUUGGAGAGUGAGUUUAUGAUUGAUGUUUGUGGAGAAAGAGAAAAUUGAGAUAGAGAGCAAUGGGAACGAAGAGAUCUGGCAAAGAAGAGUACUCGGUUUUGGAGAUCUAUCUAAAGGUCUUUGUUGGGUUUGUUUUGAUCUACUCAGCUACAAUCUCCUACGGAGUUACUAAUCCUAGUGAUGUUGCUGCAAUUAAUAGCUUAUACUCUUCACUGGGAUCUCCUAUACUGCCCGGGUGGGUUGCUUCUGGAGGAGACCCAUGUGGCGAAUUGUGGCAAGGUGUUGCUUGUGAGGCUUCAGACAUAACAUCCAUAGUUCUUAAUGGUGCUAAUUUGGGUGGAGAACUUGGUAAUGACUUGGGCAUGUUCACUUCUAUCAGAUCAAUAGAUUUAAGCAGCAACCGCAUUGGGGGGAGCAUUCCAUCUAACCUGCCCGUUACCAUGCAAAACUUUUUCCUUGCAGCAAAUAAUUUCACUGGAAGCAUCCCAGAUUCAAUAUCCUCCCUGACUCUGUUGACAGCCAUGUCCCUGAACAACAACUUCUUAAGUGGAGAGAUACCAGAUUCCUUCCAAUUCCUUGCAGGGUUGAUCAAUCUAGACUUAUCCAGUAACAAUUUCAGCGGGCAGCUACCUCCUUCAUUUGAAAACUUAAUUCAUCUUACAACCUUGCGUUUGCAGGAAAAUCAGCUGUCUGGGACCCUUAAUGUUCUUGAAGAUCUUCCUUUGAAAGAUUUGAAUAUAGAGAAUAACCUGUUCUCAGGACCCAUACCCGAGAAAUUAUUGGCCAUUCCAGAUUUUAGAAAAGAUGGGAACCCAUUCAAUAACAGCACUGCCCCUUUACCUGCACCAACAUCCCCAUUGACGCCACCACCAGCACCAGGACUUUCUGGAGCACCAUCUUCACCAUCUUCACCUUCAUCGGGGAAAACACCUGGCAAACAGAUUGAUGGACCGUCUUCUCCAGAGGAAUCAAGUUCUGGAGAAAAAAAAUUUCUGACUACUAAAAGAGUUGUUUGGAUAUCAAUUGCUGGUGUAUUGCUGUUUGUAAUUUUGGCAAUAGCACUAGUGCUUUUUAUGCCAAGAUGUAGCAGAAGAAGGGAGGAAGCUGGCAGAAUUUUCAAGAGGCAUCAAGUUGGGGCAGAUAAAGGCAACAGAGAGAAUCCAAGGGACCAUGGGUCCUUGGACCAACCAACUAAUGAAACAGAAAAAGUUUCGAAAGAGGCUUUGGCACUGCCAAAGGAGGAUCAUCCAAAGCCACAAACUGUGCAUGAAAGAAAUAUGCCUAGAAUACCAAAACGGGAUGAUUAUGCAAUAGAUAUGAGCAGAAUGGAUUCAUUUUUCAUGCCACCUCCUCCACCCCCUCCCCCUCCCCCUCCACCACCUCCACCUCCUCCCCCUCCUCCACCUGCUCCUAUAUCCUCAGUGGAAAAGGUGAUUGUUACACCUACUGUUCCUACAGAAGCAAGCACAGCGAAACCUCCCAUUAAAGCUCAGAAUCCCCUCACUUCAGCUAGGUCUUUCACAAUUGCAUCCCUUCAGCAAUACACCAACAGCUUUUCUCAAGAAAAUCUUAUAGGAGGAGGCAUGCUGGGAAAUGUUUACAGGGCAGAGCUUCCUAAUGGGAAGCUCCUUGCAGUUAAGAAACUGGAUCAGAAGGCAUCAAGCCAGCAGAAGGAUGAUGAGUUUAUUGAACUGGUUAACAACAUUGAUCGGAUCCGACAUGCUAAUGUUGUUGAGCUCAUGGGUUACUGUGCCGAGCAUGGUCAAAGGCUUUUAAUCUAUGAGUAUUGCAGUAAUGGGACACUGCAGGAUGCACUACAUUCAGAUGAUGAAUUGAAGAAGAAACUUUCCUGGAACACCCGUAUUCGAAUGGCACUUGGAGCUGCCAGAGCCUUAGAGUACUUGCAUGAGGUUUGUCAGCCACCUGUUGUACACAGAAAUUUCAAGUCUGUCAACAUUCUCCUUGAUGAUGAUCUUGAUGUGCGUGUCUCAGAUUGUGGUUUGGCUCCAUUGAUAUCAUCAGGCUCUGUUAGUCAGUUGUCAGGGCAUCUGCUAACAGCUUAUGGUUAUGGGGCUCCUGAAUUUGAGUCUGGAAUUUAUACUGUCCAUAGUGAUGUUUUCAGCUUUGGGGUGGUUAUGCUAGAACUCUUAACAGGCCGAACGUCCUAUGACAGGACACGAACUCGAAAUGAGCAGUUUCUGGUGAGAUGGGCAAUCCCUCAGCUUCAUGACAUUGAUGCAUUAUCCAAGAUGGUCGAUCCUUCUCUUAAUGGAGAAUACCCUGCCAAAUCUUUAUCACACUUUGCCGAUAUUAUCUCCCGAUGUGUCCAGAAUCAGCCGGAAUUCAGGCCACCAAUGUCUGAGGUUGUCCAGGAUCUGACAGACAUGAUUCGGAGAGAGCGACCUAGCAGGGAGUCAAUUGGGGAGUGACUGGACUGGAAUUAUAAGAUGUUGCUUGCUGUCUAAGGUUGUGAAAGUGAAGGUGCAGAUGUUGAAGAUGGGAUGCAAUGGGAAACAAAAAAUGCCACACUCGGAACACAACUGCUCACAUCUCAAUAUCCAUAAUAACCCUUGGAAGGAAGUCAACCCAGCAGCUUAUGAGAUCAAAACAAAAGGGAAUCGGCUUCCGGCGAUGAAAUUUGGUGAGGAUUGUGAACAGAACAACUCAAAUUCUUGUGGUAAAUUUAUUUGUGAUUCUAUUGUUGAUUAAAUUAUACAAUCAUGUCUUUUUUACUGCAGAAGAAAUUCGCUAACCCGAUUGUUUUUGUAAUUCUUGAUAAUGAAAUUUAUUUUUUGUUUGUUUGUAA
Molecule: messenger RNA, 3203 nt
Organism: Ricinus communis (castor bean)
Lineage: Eukaryota; Viridiplantae; Streptophyta; Magnoliopsida; Malpighiales; Euphorbiaceae
Product: protein STRUBBELIG-RECEPTOR FAMILY 3
Biological process (GO): protein phosphorylation
Molecular function (GO): protein binding; ATP binding; protein kinase activity
Source: RefSeq, a predicted model, not a curated record